This is a messenger RNA of Xylaria bambusicola, 2590 nucleotides long. RefSeq lists its product as uncharacterized. The transcript has a single exon. The record is from RefSeq and is a predicted model, not a curated record. The coding region runs from base 255 to 2471 and encodes 738 amino acids. Lineage: Eukaryota; Fungi; Ascomycota; Sordariomycetes; Xylariales; Xylariaceae.
GGCAGGGGAGACAACAUCUUCUCUCGAGUCAAGCCUAGAUCAACUGCAAUAAUCAAAUAAUAAGCUUUCCAAAUCCAUCCUUUAGUCAGAGAUUUUGCUCUUAUGUAUAAUUGAUCAUCUACAUAAUAUUUACGUCUACCGGCUCACUGUGUCUUCUCAGGACCGUGGCGUAUACCGCUUGCUAUUGGCGGUCUCCCUCAUAACCAUUACUGUAUAUCGAUUCUGGUAUUUCAACCGUAUUGGACUCGCUACCCAUGGAGCCUCACGAUGGUCUAUAUGGUCCUCCACCACCUUAUUCGGAAACGGAUAUCCAUCGUCAUGCACAUGGCUCGCGCAAUGGCCAUCUGAGCGGUGCCGACGACGAUGCAUCGAUUGCACCCUCCUCGUCCCACAGCAAUAUUAUUGACACCCCGCCAGAGUCGCCUCAUGAUGCCCAUUUUAGCUUCGCUGGUCCCAACGAUGAUCACCGUUUAACCAGUUCAGCUCAGGACUAUUUUGACUCACGUCCCCCGCGUCGGUUGUCGCAUGAGCCAAAUCUCAGUGUCGUGGUGGAAAUUACGCUAGAUGCUACGCCGGCUGAUUUCCCAUACCCUAACUGGGCUCCUGAUCGUGAUGUAUCAGAGCAGGAUUGGCAGACAUUUAUCAACUAUCUCCUCCCGGGACAUGCAGCAAGGGCAAAUUCUCACAUUAUAGACCGCAAAAUACGCGUCGCCAGUGAUGCCCAAUCCUCCGCUAGUGAAGCCAUUACGAGAGCACAGCUCACACCACUCAAGUCUUCAACAAGCGCGUCUACCAGUACUCACGACUUCGAUGCAACGCUUCGCGAAUGGAAUAAUGGUUUCUUUGAGCCGCGGGGUGUGACAGUACGCUGUACACCCCUUACCGAACCCGCCGCGGAACCAGGCAUACGGAGGGCGAAUCCAGCUGAUCCAGAGCAUAGCGAAGAUCAAUCUCAGCAGUCGAGAAGCUGGUGGAGAAACCCAUUUGCUUUCAUCAAUGAUAAUAACGGGAGUCUUCGUCUUGGACCUCUGCACAUCGAGGGUGAUCGUGUAGCGGUAGGCUCUAGUUUCGAAGCUGAUAGCAAUGGGGUCCGUUGGCAAGGGCAAUCUAAUGGCGCUCCAUUAUUCGAAGCUUCUUCUAGAGGCGUUCGUUGGAGUGGACAACCUAGUCCUAGCAUAGGACAUCCAUUUGCUCACCAGUAUGGUCCGUGGGCCGGGCCUUUCGGUGGCGGGCGCGGACGUGGUCGUGAUCAUGGGCAUGAGCCCAGACGGAGAAAUCACUCCCGCAGCUCAACUAGUUCAUCGAGCUCAUCUCAAUCUACGGACUCUGACUCUUCUAUCGGCAGUCUCCCUAGUUGGGAUGAUCUGAAGGACGUGCAAUUGCCAGUAACGAAGCAGUCGAUCCACGCGUGGUUAUCGCACCCAGACCAACCUGUCACCAAGGACAUGGUCAAGCAAGCCGAGAUAGAAAUCGAGGCUGCGAAGAACUUCUCAACCCCGCCGCACGACCCAUCAUGGGACAAGGCGAGGGAAAACCUGCGUCGUGAAGUCAAGGACCUGCUCCAGCAGUUUAAAGUCCUCAAAAAACAACAGAAGGCAUCAAAGAAAAAGGCACGCAAGGAGCAUCGCCAGCAGAAGCGGGCCCUGAAACAAGAGCGACGUGAAAGAAAGCAUACCGAAAGGCACGAGCGUCGCGCUCAUGAACAUGAGAGCCGUCGCUCGGAGCGCGCAACACGCCGUGCGGAGCGGGAUGCAGAGCGAAAUGCGCGCCGGUUUCGCCAUCAUCGUACUGCACCAGGGCCCUCUGUUCCUCACCCUGCAGCACCUCCUUCAUUCCCCCCAUUUCCCGGGGGAUUCGGAGCGCUAUUCGGUCGAGGUUCUUUCGGACAAGGGCCUCCCCAUGCAUCAGUGUCUGGGUUUCAUCGAGGCUUUGAUGGUCGCGGUCGCGGCCGCGGCCGCGGCCAUGGCCCAGGUCGAGACGCAUCCUACAACGUCGCCGAACAAGCGAACCACGCCGCCGGGAAAGACCUUGAGAGUACAUUGGCCCAGGCGGAAAGGGUCCGAGAAAAUGCCUUAGCCCUCGCUACGGAGCAACAACGGGCCGCACGAGCCAUGGCAGCGGAGGAGAGCCGACGGGCAGUGGAGGAGAGUCGACGUGCGGUGACCGCGGCCGUGUCGCGCGCCGCAGCCGACACCAAGCUCGCCCAGGCCUGUGUUCUGGAAGGACAGCUUUCCGCGAAAACUGCACAGAUACAGGCUCUUGAAAUUCGUAUUGCCGAUGCUGAUAAGUGGGGACAUGGGGAGAAGAAAAUGAGCGUGGAUGCCCGCGCCCACGAUCUUCAGGCUGUGGAGAGGCUGGAGGAAGAGAUGGCGCUCCUUGCUCGAAAAGUCGAAACCUUAAGAUUCGAGGCUGACGAGGAGUUGGCAAGAGGGCUUGCGGAUGGAGAUGAAAAUUGGGCAGGAUAUCGAUAGGAGUCAGGUUUCAGGGUGUAUUAUGUAGUGUGCAUGGGAUAGGUUUUCUCAAGGACGAUGUGUAUCUCUAUCUACUAAUUUCGUAUUGCUAUAUAUACCAUGGAUUUGUUGAUAUGAUA